AUGAUUCUCGUGCUCCUUUUCACACUCGCUGCCUUGAUUGCGGGAAUCUCAUACGUAAUUGUUCUGAAACGUAAACCUCUUCUCGACAUUCCAUCACAAGGUCGCGUCAUUGUUGUCAGUGGUGCUGCAGGUGGUUUCGGAAGCUUGACUUGUAAAGAAUUACUUGACAAGUGGCAAUGUCGAGUGAUCGCCAUCGAUAUCAAUCAACAAUUUCUCGAAGAAAAAUUCAAAACAGAAUUAUCAUCAGAAAAGACAGCUUCACGUCUACAAUUAAUCGAAUGUGAUAUUACCAAAGUGGAUCAUGUCGAACGAGCAGCGAAAGAAAUUCGUCAAACUCUCUCCAAUUGGAACGCUGAUUCAAUUUUUGCACUUGUCAAUAAUGCAGGUAUUGCCAAUGCUCCUGGUACUAAAAAACGAUGUGGAAUUGUUGAAUAUUCUGAAGAAGAUUUGCAACAAGUAUUUGGUGUGAAUUUAUUUGGACAUGUCAGAAUGUUAAGAGAAUUGUAUCCUCAAAUGACCAAAAUCGUGAGUGAGAAAAAUUCUUCUAAUGAAAAGAACCAUUCCAUGUAUGGAUCCAUUGUUGUGAAUAUUGCAAGUGUGGCUGGUCUUGUUGCUCCACCAUUCUUUGGAUUUUACACAAGUUCUAAAUUUGCAAUGGUUGGAUUGAGUGAUUCUUUGAGACGUGAAUUCAAAGCAGUCAAGAAUGGAAUGAGAUUGACGUGUGUGGAACCAGGAUUCUCACGAACGAAUAUUUUGAAUUUGAAACCAUUUGAUGAAAAUUCUGAAUAUCAUGAUAUUGCUGUGAAGAAACAACAAGAUGCGAAACGGUUCAUUGAUAAUGCUCAAGAUCCAGCUCAUGUCUCGAGUGCGAUUUGUCAACAAAUAUUUUCAUCGAAUAAUGUUCCUCAUUUGGUGAUUGAUCAUUGGUAUAUGAAAAUGGUGUGGUACAUGUUAAAAGUGUUGGGAAUGGAUGGUUUUUUGUAA
This is a messenger RNA of Naegleria lovaniensis, 984 nucleotides long. RefSeq lists its product as uncharacterized. Gene Ontology annotation, molecular function: oxidoreductase activity. The transcript has a single exon. The coding region runs from base 1 to 984 and encodes 327 amino acids. NCBI's taxonomy places the organism in Eukaryota, Heterolobosea, Eutetramitea, Acrasida, Naegleriidae. The record is from RefSeq and is a predicted model, not a curated record.